CUCCACUCCGCAAAAAGUCGGACUUUCAAUUUUCACUCCGGGAACUAUUUUGUAUCUCCGCAAAAACAAGCCAGCAAAAGGGCGCCAUUCUUUCUUUUUGUCGUUUUUUCGGUGGGAAUCUCUACUUUAUUUUCCUUUAUCCAAUGCAGCAGGCAAAGUGAAAAACAAAUUAAGCACCCUCUUUCUCUUACCAAAAUGCAAAACAUCGCGCACAAGCCGGGGGACGUGGCGCGAGAAUCGCUCGCGUCGCCACUCCCGACAGAGGCCUUGCCAGCAAAGCCCAAUGUGUCGUCUUUAGGAUCGUGGUCUCAUUUGAUCGCUGGCGCCGCAGGUGGAAUGGUCACGGCGGUUCUCACAAGCCCACUCGAUGUCCUCCGAACCAGGUUACAAACCGACUAUUACCAAACCCAAGCAGCGAAGUCUCAUCCGGUUCCUACACAGCCCCAUCUUCGUGCAUCAUUCUAUCGCACCUCCCUCCUUCACUUCCGCGACACAUUCGAGAUUCUCUUCUCCAUUCACCGCGUGGAAGGCUGGCGAGGUCUCUUCAAGGGUCUCGGACCCAGUCUGACCGGAGUCGUUCCGGCCAGCGCCGUCAAGUUCUACACAUACGGAAACUGCAAACGGCUUCUUCCGGAAAUUAUCGGAUGUGAGAAGGAUUCAUCACUGGUACACGCCCUGUCCGCUGCAUGCGCCGGGAUUGCCACCGGCUCGGCCACAAAUCCGAUCUGGGUGGUUAAGACGCGACUUCAGCUGGAUAAGGCCGGGGCCCGACGAUACAAGAAUAGUCUGGAUUGCGCCCGGCAGGUUCUGCAACAGGAGGGACCAAAGGGCUUUUAUCGGGGCUUGUCAGCGAGUUUCCUAGGUACAAUUGAGACGACAUUGCACUUGGCAAUGUAUGAGAGGUUCAAGGGGAUGAUCUCGAAGAAGAUUGACCUCAAUGAAAAGAGCGAUACAAAUGGACUUGUUCAAGGCCUUGCUAUGAGUGGAGCGUCGGGCUUGUCAAAGUUGAUCGCGUGUUUGAUCGCGUAUCCCCAUGAGGUUAUCAGGACUAGAUUACGACAGGCUCCGAUGGCAGACGGUCGCCAGAAGUACACCGGAAUCCUUCAAUGUGCGCGGUUGAUUCUGAAGGAGGAGGGUGCAGCUGCUCUGUAUGGAGGCUUGACGGCACAUCUCCUUCGGACCGUUCCUUCUGCUGCUAUUACAAUUGGUACCUAUGAGCUGGUCCUCAAGGUCCUCGAGCGUCGCUAAGCUCGUGUUUACGUGAGGCCCAGGCCUAGGCCUCGAUAUUCCCUUCUCAUGUAUUAUAGAUGUACGAUAGACCAGGUGCAACGAUACCUUGUAAUAUAAUAACGACAUUCAAGGAAAAUGUUGAUGAUCCUUCUGGAGACAAAGUCACACCAAUGUGGAUUACUAUGUCGACCGAGACACUGGUCCCUUUGGACUAUAAAUCAGCCACUUUGGAU
Aspergillus pseudotamarii is the source of this 1463-nucleotide messenger RNA. Its product is annotated as mitochondrial carrier domain-containing protein. The transcript has 4 exons. Gene Ontology annotation, biological process: pyrimidine nucleotide import into mitochondrion. The coding region runs from base 196 to 1248 and encodes 350 amino acids. NCBI's taxonomy places the organism in Eukaryota, Fungi, Ascomycota, Eurotiomycetes, Eurotiales, Aspergillaceae. Gene Ontology annotation, cellular component: mitochondrion. Gene Ontology annotation, molecular function: pyrimidine nucleotide transmembrane transporter activity. The record is from RefSeq and is a predicted model, not a curated record.